AUGGCAGCACCGGUACCGGUGCCACUCAUCGGUAAGCUCGACAGCUUUGAUGAAUCGGCGGAGGAUUGGACCUCCUACAUCGAACGAGCAGAUGAGUACCUCGUGCUGAAUGGCCUACCGGACGAAAAGAAGGACGCAGCCAUCAUAACAAGUAUGGGAGCCAAAACCUACUCCAUCCUAAGGAAACUAACGACGCCAAGCAAACCGUCUGAGAAAACUUAUGAAGAGAUCAAGAAGCACCUGAGACUACUUUUCGCCUGCGCCGCUGGAAAUGCCCUGCGAGACAAGUUUGUAUGCGGCCUUCGCUCCGUGCAAGUCCAGCAGCGCCUGCUGACGAUGAAGAAGUUUACCUUGAAGCACGCACUCGACGAGGCUGUAGCUCACGAACUUGCUGCGAAGGACAUCGCAGAGUUUAAAAACAAAGAAGAAACUCCGACCGCCACGGUGGCGCAGGUGGCGCACGUUGACAAUGACAAGCAAAAGUGCUUCAGGUGCAAUCGGAAAGGCCACGCUCCAGCGAAGUGCAGAUUUUUGGAAGCUGUUUGCCACAAGUGCAACAAAGUGGGUCACAUCAGUCCAGCCUGUAGAAGCAAGGCAAAUGACGCCACCAAGACUUCGCACAGGCCAAAUUCGACAUCAAAGAAAGCAAGUCAACGACCUUUAAAGAGCCAAGUUCAUGUCGCACGAGACGAAGAUAGUGCUGAGUUCGAAUUCCUGGCACACAUCGACAAUGGGAGCAGGAGUAACCCUAUCUGGCUCAAACCAAGAGUUGAAGGGCAGACUCUGGAAAUGGAAAUGGACACAGGCUCCAAAUACUCCCUUCUACCAAAAGCUCUCUACGAGAAGCAUCUCUUGCACGUGCCACUGCAAGCAACACCAGUGCUGUUCAAAACCCUGACCGGAGAAACCUUCAGUCCAGAAGGUGUGGCCACAACUGAAGUGACAUUUGGGAAGUCAACAGGCCAGCUGCAACUAUAUGUGGUGGACACCCCAGGACCUCCACUCUUCGGGAGAGACUGGAUUAACCAUUUCAACCUCCUGGAGCUUAGCAAUGUGCUGAAGGUUGACAGCCAACUUGGACUGAUGUGGCAGGACCAGCUGGAUAAGAGACUUGCGGAGUUCAAGGACGUCUUCGAUGACAAGGAAAUCAAGAGUGGAUCGGAUGAAAAAUCAAAUGUCGUGACGGGCCAGUAUCCUACGAAGUGCAGGUUGGUGAUGCGGUAUGGCGCCGACAUAUUGACCAGCUUCGCGAUUCAAGAGUUAUUGAAUCCACACCACAUCCAAAACCCUUGGAAAAUCAGCCUACUCGACAUGAACCACAACUGA
Messenger RNA from Ixodes scapularis (black-legged tick), 1326 nucleotides. RefSeq lists its product as uncharacterized. The coding region runs from base 1 to 1326 and encodes 441 amino acids. The record is from RefSeq and is a predicted model, not a curated record. Gene Ontology annotation, molecular function: zinc ion binding; nucleic acid binding. The transcript has 3 exons. Lineage: Eukaryota; Metazoa; Arthropoda; Arachnida; Ixodida; Ixodidae.